Penicillium argentinense is the source of this 232-nucleotide messenger RNA. RefSeq lists its product as uncharacterized. The record is from RefSeq and is a predicted model, not a curated record. The transcript has 2 exons. The coding region runs from base 35 to 232 and encodes 65 amino acids. Lineage: Eukaryota; Fungi; Ascomycota; Eurotiomycetes; Eurotiales; Aspergillaceae.
AGUAGAUGCCGCGUACGAUGUCAAGGCCGCAGUCAUGAAUGAGGCCUGGAUCGAUCUGGGCAUGGGGAAAUACAAAUGGCUGGUCUUUCUGACUACUGGCCCAGGAUGGUUCGUUGAUAAUAUGCGUGCAAACAUCACCUUGUCCAUCAUCUGCCACUUUUGGAUGCAACCCAUAACGAUCAUCAGCCCACCCGUUCAGAGGGAAUUUGCAGUCAACCAGAUUGCUUUCUGA